AACAUCCGCUCAGUUUAGUGUCAACGCCUGAUUCAAAUUAGUGCUAUGCCUGUGAUUUCAAUCAGUUGUUUUUAACUGAGUAUUUAAUUUGAUCUGAAAAUGCAAAAGUCAAAAUCCUGUGUUCUUUGUUUUAAACGUUUUUAUUCCUCUCAAUGGCCUGCGAUCAAGUCAAAAAUAGACACGAACUCACAAGAAUACAAGGAAAACUACGUUCAGUUAAAGAAAGCGGUGGAGGAACUAAAGACGAUCAUCGCGGGUAUCACGGCGGGUGGAAGUGAGAAGGCCAAAGAAAAGCACACGUCCAGGGGUAAACUCCUGGUCAGGGACAGGGUCAAUGCCUUGAUAGAUCCCGGCUCCCCCUUCCUCGAACUCUCGCAGCUAGCAGCCCAUGGCGUCUACAACGAGCAGGUCCCUGCAGCAGGGAUUAUUACCGGCAUCGGCAAAGUCGCUGGGCGCGAAUGUGUCAUAGUGGCGAACGAUGCAACGGUGAAAGGUGGCUCUUACUAUCCGCUGACGGUGAAGAAGCACCUUCGAGCCCAGGAGAUCGCCUCCGAAAACCACUUGCCAUGUAUCUACCUCGUGGAUUCGGGGGGUGCCAACCUACCCCUCCAGGCCGAUAUUUUCCCCGACAAGGAGCAUUUCGGGCGCAUCUUCUACAACCAGGCCAACAUGUCCGCCAGAGGUAUUGCACAGAUCGCGGUGGUGAUGGGGAGCUGCACGGCGGGUGGAGCGUACACGCCGGCCAUGGCCGACGAAAGCGUCAUCGUCCGAAAACAGGGGACGAUCUUUCUGGCCGGGCCGCCGCUCGUCAAGAUGGCCACCGGUGAAGUGGUCAGCGCCGAAGACCUCGGGGGAGGAGAUCUACAUUGCAGUAUUACUGGCGUUACAGAUCAUUAUGCUCUGAACGACCACCACGCCCUGUCGAUAACUCGCAACAUCGUCUCGCAGCUGGAGCCGCCGCCUGAGACGCGACAGAGCACUGAUGUGGCACCACCGCUUUACCCGGCCGACCAACUCUAUGGCAUCGUUGGAACGAAUCUCAAAAAAUCAUUCGACAUUCGAGAGGUCAUUGCACGGUUUGUGGAUGGAUCUGAAUUCAGUGAAUUCAAAUCUCGUUUUGCAGAGACUUUGGUGACAGGAUUUGCAAGACUCUAUGGGCACAAGAUAGGAAUCAUUGGAAAUAACGGUGUUUUAUUCUCAGAAUCGGCUCUGAAGGGAGCUCACUUUGUAGAACUGUGUUGUCAAAGAAAAAUACCACUUUUAUUUAUUCAGAAUAUAACAGGGUUCAUGGUUGGUCGAGAGGCAGAGGCAAGUGGGAUUGCAAAGCACGGCGCCAAAUUGGUGACAGCAGUCUCUUGCGCGCAGGUGCCAAAGCUCACUCUCAUCAUUGGCGGUGCACAUGGAGCUGGGUACUAUGGAAUGUCUGGACGAAGUUACAGCCCGCGGUUUCAGUAUAUGUGGCCGAGUGGAAAAAUAAGCGUCAUGGGCGGAGAGCAAGCAGCCGGGGUUUUGGCACAAAUCACCAAAGAGCAACGAGAUAAAGCUGGAUUACCCGAAAAUGAGUGGCCUGAAAUGGAGAGGAAAAUAAAGGAGCCAGUCAUCAAAAAAAUUGAGGAAGAAAGCAGCCCGUAUUACUCCAGUGCAAGGCUCUGGGAUGAUGGCGUCAUUGAUCCAUGUGAUACUCGCAUGAUACUCGGACUUAGUCUCUCAGCGACUCUGAAUCAUCCAAUUCCUGAUACCAAAUUUGGUCUGUUCAGGAUGUAACAAUUUAACACCACCAUCAAAACACACUUUUAAGGAACUUCAGAACUUACUGAACCAAUGUUACAGCCAAUGGUUCAUGGCAGUGCGUUUUCAAAAAAACAAUUAUGCUCACGAGAACUUCAAAAUAAACCACUAUCAACUUA
Messenger RNA from Bemisia tabaci, 1907 nucleotides. RefSeq names its product methylcrotonyl-CoA carboxylase subunit 2 (gene Mccc2). Gene Ontology annotation, molecular function: methylcrotonoyl-CoA carboxylase activity. The record is from RefSeq and is a predicted model, not a curated record. Lineage: Eukaryota; Metazoa; Arthropoda; Insecta; Hemiptera; Aleyrodidae. Gene Ontology annotation, biological process: L-leucine catabolic process. Gene Ontology annotation, cellular component: methylcrotonoyl-CoA carboxylase complex; mitochondrion.